This is a messenger RNA of Aureococcus anophagefferens, 2886 nucleotides long. RefSeq lists its product as hypothetical. The transcript has a single exon. The record is from RefSeq and is a predicted model, not a curated record. NCBI's taxonomy places the organism in Eukaryota, Pelagophyceae, Pelagomonadales, Pelagomonadaceae. The coding region runs from base 1 to 2886 and encodes 961 amino acids. Gene Ontology annotation, molecular function: calcium ion binding.
AUGCCGCGCGGCGGCGGCGGGUCGCGGUCGCGCGCGUCGCCGACGCAGCACGCCGAGAAGCUCGCGGAGAAGGAGGGCGGCACGUCCCUCAUGAACAUCAACUUGAUGGACGUCGUCGAGCUCGCGUCGACGGGGUCGCUGGACUCGACGUCCCUGCUCAGCCACGGGAGCGCGGAGAAGCCCGCCGUGGACUUCAUGGACAAGUACCGCCUGCCCGGGCGCCGCGGCGGGCCCGCGCCGCGGCUCGCCGCUCGUACCGCCGCGGACCUCGCGGCGCUCUUCUUCGAGGCCCGCGGCCGGGCGCUGCAGAAGAGCGAGGACCGGCGCUUGGAGCGCGCGCGGCGGCGGGCGGAGCUCGCGGCGCUCCAGCAGGCGGCGCUGAGCGUGCCCGAGGUCGAGGACGACGACGCGGGCGACGCGGCGUCGUCGAGCUCGCUCGAGGAGGUCGCCGAGGACCCGCGGUCCAGCGCCCGGCCGGCCGGCGGCAAGAAGUCGACGCUGCGCGGGUCCAAGGCGCGCCGGUCGCGGCGGCCGAGCGCGCACCCCGGCGGGGCCGACGCCGCGCGGCCGUCGGCGUCGGCCGCGGACGUCGAGGCCGACGCGAAGAAGGCCCACGAGAAGUCGCGGAAGAAGGACCGCCAGAAGAAGCAGAAGACCUGGGGCAAGGCCGCGGCGACGCUGGCGGAGAAGGUCGGCGUCGCGAACAUCGCGGACCACAUGGAGGAGACGGAGGACGGCGAGUUCGUGCUCACGGACGGCAUGCGGGCCCGCGUCGCGGGCCUCUUCGACGAGAUGGGCGGCCACGCCGAGGAGAUCGGCCUCGCCGAGUUCCGCAUGGCCCUCAUCGGCCUGGGCCUCGUGCUCUCCGAGGCCGAGAGCCUCGACAUGUUCCAGGCGGCCGACACGGACGAGGGCGGCACGCUCGACGUCGAGGAGUUCACGGACGUCGUCGCCGGCGUGCUCACGCCCUUCAUGGAGAUGAAGCGCAUGGAGCGGUCGCGGAGCCGGCCCCACAGCGCGGGCUCGAAGCGGAGCAACCGGUCGCGGGGGUCCGCGGGCUCGCAGGGCAAGGGCCUCGACGGCACGGAGCCGCCGCCCCCGGCCGAGGACGACGGCGGCAUCCUGCGGGAGGUGCUGGACCGCGACGCCAAGGUCGACGCCUUCCGCCUGAACGCGGCGCGCGCGUUCCGCGCGGAGACCGCGCGCGCGGCGGACCUGCUGGGCCGCCUCCGGAGCCGGAAGCGGCAGGAAACGCCGGGCGACAUGGCCCACCUCGCGCCGGCGCCGGCGGCGACGAACCUCCCGGAGCUCGCGCGGUCCGCGUCCGCCGCGCACGCGCGGCGCGCGCCGCCCGCCGCGGACGCGCCGUCGCGCGCGACGGCGCCCCAGCGGCUCGUCGCGGACGCGGCGGCGGCGCUGCCGAGCGCGCGCGCGCCGGCGCCCGCGCCGCGGCCCCAGUACCCCGGCGCGCCCCAGCCCGUGAAGCGCGAGCCGCGGCGGCCGCCGUGGUACGACUACGAGAAGCUGCGCCGCGUGCUCCGGCCCAACUCGAGCAGCCCCGCGUGCCCGACGACGAGCGAGACCUGGGCCGAGGCGGACCUCGAGAGGGACCAGCUCCUCAUCCAGCGCGAGCUCGUCGCGCGCCUCGCGCCGGCGACGCCGCGCGGCUGGGACCGCGCGUCGAAGCCGCGCCGCGACCCGGACGAGCGGCCCGCGACGACGAUGAGCGGCUACACCCAGCCCGCGCGGCCGCGGAAGGACGAGAGCCCCUGGGCGGCGCCCUUCGCGGGCAUGCACACGCUCCAGAACGUCCACGCGCGCCUCUCGGGCGAGAACGCGCACGGCCACCACACGAUAUCGCACGCCGCGCGGCUCCAGGCCGCCGCGGGCAUCGUCGGCGAGCGCUUCCCGUCGACGACGGCGUCGUCGCCCCGCCGCGAGCUCCAGGCCGCCGAGGUCACGGACUGCUUCCGGCGCCUGCUCGCGAGCCCGGGCCGCGCGACGACGGCGGCGGGCGCGCGGCGCGUGUCGCCGCGGUCCGUCGAGAACCACCUCGCGGGCACCUACGCGCCGGACCUCCGGGGCAUGAACGCGCGCGAGCUGCGCCUCAUGCGCAAGUGCGUCGCCUUCGAGGAGGACGUCGGCGUCGAGGCCGCGCUCCGCGCGACGGGCCUGCCCGUCGAGUACCGCGGCCGGCUCACGGGCCUGGCCCUCGCGCCCGUGCUCCGCGCGGCGCUGCGGGCCAAGGCCGCGGCGCGGCGCGCCGAGGCGGCGGACGCCGACGACUACGCGCAGUUCGCGGGGCCCCGGCCGUCGCCCGAGGACGCGGACGCGGCCGCGGCGCGCGACGACGCGGAGGAGGCCGACGAGGCCGACGACGAGACCGUGGAGCUCGUCGUGAAGCGCAUGACGCGGCACCACGAGAAGGCCCAGGGCAAGGGCCAGCCCCUCCGGGCCGAGCACUUCUACGAGCUCGUGCGCCGCGCGCGCGACGUCUUCGCGGUGCAGCCCAUCAAGGCGCGCCUCGAGCGGGGCCUCUGCGUGCCCCUGGACAAGCCGAGCCCGCUCUGCUGGGCGAACUUCAACGCGCCGGGCGCGAGGCUCGUCGAGAACCCCAUCCCGCCCGAGCUCUGGCGCUCGGCGCAGUCCGCGCCGACAGGCAAGCGGAAGAAGAAGCCCAAGGCCGCGGCCAAGGAGGGGGCGGGCGAGGCCGCCGUCGCCAAGGGCCGGGGCCGCGCGUCGACGGGCGACGCCAACGCCGACACGGCGCUCCGCAUCCGCAACGAGGACAUCCAGUACAACCAGGACAGCUUCGAGGCCAUCGCCCUGCGCAUGGAGAGCGAGCAGACCGACGAGGGCGGCGCCGAGGCGCCGACGGUGUACUAA